This is a messenger RNA of Ctenocephalides felis (cat flea), 3065 nucleotides long. RefSeq names its product insulin receptor substrate 1-like. Gene Ontology annotation, molecular function: insulin receptor binding; phosphatidylinositol 3-kinase binding. Gene Ontology annotation, biological process: insulin receptor signaling pathway. The record is from RefSeq and is a predicted model, not a curated record. Gene Ontology annotation, cellular component: cytosol; plasma membrane. NCBI's taxonomy places the organism in Eukaryota, Metazoa, Arthropoda, Insecta, Siphonaptera, Pulicidae. The transcript has 7 exons. Bases 618 to 2882 code for a protein of 754 amino acids.
CCUAAUUUAGCAAGUGGAGUUUACUGAUGUUAUAAUAAACAGUUCUACAUUAGUUAAACAAGUGCUUUUCGUGUUUAAUAAUUGAGAGAACUGAUAUUGAGUGUAGUGAACAAGACGAUUGAAAUCUGAGUCAACCAAAACAACAUUUCAUUUCUGUUAAGUGCGCAGUUAUUAUUGAAGGUUUUGUGUUUAGUGACAAAACAUAUAUGGAUUUUAUGAAUUGUAUUGUUAUUAGUGUAUUAUUAGAAACGCGGUUAGUUUUAUUUUGCCCUUAGAAAUUACAAACGGCGUCAUAGCAUGUAUAAAAAUAGUUUACAAACAAACGGGGCCAUGGCGACUACUGUGACAUAAGGAUUUGGUGGAAUCUUUUUAGAAAAGGCUCACAUUUAGGCAAAGGCAAAGGAAAAAUUGCGGGUAAUUAAAUGUUUUGUUACAUUUUAUGACGCAAUUUUUAUAAGUGCUUGUGUAAAAUAAAAUAUAAUUAAAGUGACGUUAAAUGUAAACAUUCCAAUGAACAGCGUGUUGGAUUACCAUCCAAUGUGGAGUCGUUUGUUCGAAAUAUCAAAGAUCUUGAACUAUUUCUAAUUCGUCUGGUUAUUGAGCCUAAAAUAAUUACCAUGGCUGCAAGAACAGCAAAUCCUUCAACCACCCCCGACGUGGUAUUAAUGGGUUACUUGAAAAAACUAAAGACGAUGAAAAAGAAAUAUUUCGUGUUGCGAUCCGAUUCCGCGGAGGCAUCGGCGCGUCUCGAGUACUACGACUCCGAGAAGAAGUACAAGGCAAGGUCGCCGCCGAAGCGCGCGAUUCUAUUGAGGAGCUGCUUCAACAUCAAUCGACGAUCGGACACCAAACACAAGUGUGUGAUCGCUUUACAUAUGAAGGAUAAUUGCUUUUGCAUUGUUUGCGACAACGAGGACGAACUUCACAGGUGGCUCCAAGCCUUACAGGCCCAGGUGCGCACCAAGGAUGAGGAUAAUAAGGAUAAUUUACCUGAAACUACAAAAGGAGAUACGGAAUGUUCCACAGAAGAAUCAAAAUCUCCAUUGGGCGUUGAUGAAGUCGAUAACUUUAAAUUUUCGGACAGCAUUAGCUUGGGCUCCACCAUAACAAUCCAGUCAGAAUCAAAGAUGAUACAAGGCUCUUACGGAAACCGUCGUGAAAGUAGUUCUUCUGAUGCAGAUGAUGUCAGUGGUCGCAUUGCAGGUGUUAGUUCGUCCUUUUCCGAUAGCAGUUGCGCCGACAUGAGUUGUACUGCGAGCACGAGCUCUGCCGAUAGACUAGUUGAAAGCGAACCUUACGUUCCGAUGUCUCCUCAAAUAGUCGCAUCUUGUUUACCUCAUUGUCGACAUAGUCGAGCAUCAUCGACAUCAGAAGAUGGGCCGAUGGAUUUCCGGUAUGGAGGGUUCGGUAGCGUUUCGUUUGUUAAUAUGACAAACGAUUCAGGAUAUGUACCGAUGUCUGGAAAUGGCAGCGUGCCCCGGGAUUAUGCCGAUAUGGAACCUGCUCGUUCAAUGUCAAGAACGAGCGUUACUUCUGGAACGCCUUCGACUGAUUUGCGUUUUUCAGAGUAUCACUUAGAAAAAGUAACAUCAUAUUUUGCGCCUAGUUCUGAUGACGAAGAUUCACGCCCGGUGCGCGCUUAUUCGGUUGGUUCCAGGCCCGAACACAUAAUACGCAAAAAUCAUCUCAAUGCGGAACGAAUAGCAAAUAGCCAAAGCAAUGCAUCUCGAAUCCGGGCAUUUAGUGUUGGAAGUCGCUCUAAGUUGCAACAACAGCAAGCAGCUCGGCAAUCACACCAUCACGUGCAAGGACAUCAAACGCACGCGCCUAUUACUCAUCAUGGAGCCGUUCAUAACCAACAUAGCCGUAAAGCAAGCAGCGCCCCUUUACUGUCUACAAGUUGGGGAGAACGUACGGGUCGCACUCUGCACGGAUCAGUGGAGCCGAUGGACGAUCUCAUGGAAAUGGAUUUCACUCGAAAUAAGUCUCCAGUAACAGUCAAUACCUGCAGCGGCGACAUCAACAUCAAGCGCCGGCACUUGAAAAAUGAAGGGUAUGUCGACAUGACAUCGAAAAAUAGUAAUUCCAAUGGAUAUGUUGAGAUGCGUCCAUUAACUUCCAAUUCUCUAUCAGAUGUAAUGUCAUCUUCUGAUACAGUAGAUGGAUAUAUGGAUAUGACACCAAGUAAUACAUCAUUUAGACAGCGGAACAUUAGUGCACCAUCGACAUCUCCAUUGCAACCAAAUUGCAUUUCUUCACCACGAGGUUUAUCACUUAUGCAAAUGAUGAGACAAAUUACUAUGCGACAAAAUAAUCAACAGCAGGAAUAUGUGGACAUGUCCCCCUCAAGUCCACGACAAGAAAAUCGAAAUCAGCAUGUGGAUAAUUUGCAAAAAAGAACUCAAGUAACACCAGAUGGUUAUGUUGAAAUGUCUUGGAAUGGAGGAAGAAGAAAUAAUAAUCAUUUGGCCAGUUCUGCCGAUGAUUACAUAAACAUGUCAUUUGAUAAAGAAUAUAGGAAGAAUCAAAAAAAUAUGAGAAACUAUGAUGCUACUACUGCAUCUUCUUUGCAAUUCCGCCAUAGAAGAAAUUCAACGAACAAUGAAAAUAUAGCACCAUUUAUAUCUCCUAUCAAACCCUGUUUUACAAAUAAAAUGUAUCACCAAAGAAAGUGUCUGUCACAUGCUUCAAACUGUACGGAAUGUUUAGAUAGUUUUGAGGAUGGUGCGGAGUCUCAGAUUACCGCUUGCCAGGAAGGUUUUCAACAAAAUUGUUGCAAUGGUAACAACUCAAGUAAAGAUCAUGAUUAUGUAAAUUGCAAACCAACACGCCGACUUUCUCCACCACCAGGUGAUUAUGUUUUAUUAUUGACUUCAGCAUAAUUUUAUUUAGCUAAAUAAACGGAGUUUAAGAUAAUUUUACCUAUCACAAACAACAUAUCAAGCAAUAAGUUUUUACAUUAAUUUUUAUUUACUGCGAUGCUAUUUUUAUGUAUGAGAAUCUCGAUAUAAUUAAUAAGUGUUUUGAAAGCAAAAACAUGAAAAAAAACUACUCCAAAGGCUAUG